Messenger RNA from Sphaerodactylus townsendi, 1049 nucleotides. It is a transcript of the gene RGS13, whose product is annotated as regulator of G protein signaling 13. The coding region runs from base 199 to 666 and encodes 155 amino acids. NCBI's taxonomy places the organism in Eukaryota, Metazoa, Chordata, Lepidosauria, Squamata, Sphaerodactylidae. The record is from RefSeq and is a predicted model, not a curated record. The transcript has 5 exons.
UCGAAGGGAACAGAUUGGUGCUGUAAGGAAUAAAAAUCAAGAGGAACCCUUGAAUAAUGGAUUUAUUUGCAAACAAGUCCCUCAAAUGCCAUUGCAGCAGCUAAAAAGAAAUCAAACCAACAUCAGCUUUCAAAAAGAAGCAAAUAAUUCCAUCAGCAAUCACAAUAAAGCCGCAACUCCUGAAGGAUAUUGUGGAUAAUGAGUCCCAGUAUCUGUUGGCUUUGUAACUUAUUCCGAGGUGGCACAAAUGGAAUCACUUCUAAAAUGUAUCUGGAGGAAGUACUACAAUGGUCUCAGUCUUUUGAAAAACUGAUGGCUACUAAACAUGGGCGCAUAAUCUACAGAUCCUACCUAAAGACAGAAUACAGUGAUGAAAACAUUGAGUUCUGGCUUGCUUGUGAGAACUUCAAAAAGAUCCCAUCACAGAAGAAAAGGCUUUCAGUGGCACAGAAACUUUUUCAGCAUUAUAUCCAGCCUCAGGCUCCAAGGGAGAUUAAUAUUGACAGUCCAACAAGAGAAGCUAUUGUCAUGAACAUUCAAAAGCCAACCCCAUCCUGCUUUGAUGAAGCUCAGAAAAUUGUUUACUUGCAUAUGGAACGGGAUUCAUACCCCAGGUUUCUUGGGUCAGAAAUCUAUCAAAAUCUUAUUCAAGGUCUCUCAGCCUGAAGGAGGGAGCCAUCCGUGUCUAUCCAAGAAAGAGAAUGAGAUGACACUGGUGUGCUUGUCUCUUUAAAAAGACUAAAGAAUGUAAAAACAUCAAUGGCAGAACACACACAUACAUAAUUCUUUUUAUAUUUACAUUUUCCAUGGGAAUUACAUCGAAUAGAAGCAAACAAUCUUAUACAAAACAAAAGUCAACAGAAGGUUUGUUUUUUACUGGAUUCUGGGAUCGUUACAGACUUAAUAGCAGAUCUACUUGAAUGAACACUCAACUGUUAGUCAAGCUGUCUGGGGUUUUUUGUUACCUGUCUCUGAUAAAUCAUUGCUGUUAGAGUGUACCUGUUUCCAUCUUUUGGGAUGCCUUAUUAAAAUGCUAUUAGUGUGAGUUU